Colletotrichum karsti is the source of this 804-nucleotide messenger RNA. RefSeq names its product arylesterase-like protein. The record is from RefSeq and is a predicted model, not a curated record. The transcript has a single exon. Bases 1 to 804 code for a protein of 267 amino acids. NCBI's taxonomy places the organism in Eukaryota, Fungi, Ascomycota, Sordariomycetes, Glomerellales, Glomerellaceae.
AUGGACGUUUCAAAACCGCCAAUCUUGCUCAUCCACGGCUUGUGGGUGACAGCCAAAUACUGGGAACACUGGAUACCAUAUUUCGAAAGCCUGGGCUACGAAGUACACGCCCCCGAAUGGCCCGGGAUCAACGGCCGCUCCCCGGAAGAAGUCCGGGAGGACCCCCAACCGUUGGCCAAUAAGUACAUCGAAGAAAUCGUGGGAUAUUAUGAAGCAUUCAUCAACAAGCUGCUAGCACCGCCAAUCAUCAUCGGUCACUCGUUCGGCGGCCUGUUUGCACAAAUUCUCACAUCGCGCGGUCUCGGUGCUGCCGGCGUCGCAAUAUGCCCUGCUCAGCCUGCAGGCAUCAUCACUCUGCCGAGCACCACGUUCAAAGCUGCACUACCCAUCAUCAAGAACCCUUUCAACGCAACCACUACUGUCUCAAUAUCCGAACAACACUUUCAUUGGGCGUUUGCCAACAACACCACUUCCGAUAAGAGUAGGGAGUACUGGGAACGCUACUGCAUCCCGGGAGUUGCAAGAGUGCUGUGGCAGCUAACGACCAAUGUUGCGGGCGGACGAUCGGCCCCCACGCAUGUGAACUUCAACAAGAUUGACCGGCCACCGUUGUUGCUCUUGUCCGCCUCAAAAGACCACAUCGUUCCUCCCAGCACAGUGAGGAAAAACUUCGAAGCCUAUCAAGGCCCUUCAUUCGUCGAGUACAAGAUGUUCCCUGGACGUGCCCAUGGGAUGAUAUUCCAGCCUGGGUGGGAACAGGUUGCGGACUACGUUCUCGAUUUCAUUGAAGAACUCACCGCAUAG